AUGUUGAGAGAAUUGAAAGAGUCCAAAGAAGGUUUCUACGACACCUGGCAUCAGAAUAGUAAAAGCAGUUUAGCCUUCGUAAUAGAUGACACUUCUUCUAUGAGAAAUGAUAUACGUCAAGUAAGGAAGGGUGUAAAAAGUAUUUUUGAUAUUGUGAAGAAUAAAAAUUCAUCUCAAAUCGAAGAUGUUAUUCUGGUGACUUUCAAUGACCCAAAGGCUUUGGAUUCCAUAAAUGUAGGCGGAGGAGGCGAUUGUCCCGAAGUGACUUUGACUGGAAUUGAAAAGGCUUUAAUUGAAAGCCGGCCUAGAUCUUUACUAUUCGUAUUUACUGAUACAAUUGCUAAAGAUUUCAAUAAACUUGAACCAGUUAAAGAUUUAGCAUUGAAAAAGCUUAUUCAGAUUUCGUUUGUUUUAACGAGGGGGUGUGCCGAGGAAACCGAUGAAGCCUAUAAGGUGUUUCAAGAUCUAGCUGCGAUUACAUCUGGGCAAGUGUUUAACUUAGACCUAUCUGCAGACAUCAGGGAGCUUUUAAAAUAUGUUGAAGAAUUAGUACAAAGCCGAAAAACUGUUGUAGCCAAUAAAAUAUUUCCUCCGGGUCCUCAUACUUUUACGUACACGGUUGACAGCAAAAUGAAAGAGCUAAUCAUCUCUGUAGCUGGAAGAAAUACAAACGUGACUAUAGCUGGACCGGAUGGUCAGAUUGUUGACAAGCAGGGCAUCGCUCGGACACCGACUUUUACUGUGGUGAAAGUAACUGAAAUAAAGCCAGGAGUUUACAAAGCAGAAGUGAACAGCGAAUCAGAGACGUCGGUUGUUAUCACUGCAAGUACCACACUUCAUUUUCAGUAUGGAUUUUCUCCAAUCAUUCCUACGACAAUUGCUAGUACUUCUACUAAACCUAAGCCAGGCAAGAAAUCUUUUAUAGCCAUUAAACUUAUAACUGAUGAAGGCGAAAAUGUGACACUUGAAAUGUUACAAAUUAGAAAUAUGGAUGACAAAAUUGUUACGGAAGUGCCAUUUGCAAAAACAGCUGACAAGAAAAAUCAAUUCUACGUUACGGACAAAAUGAAGUUACCAAGAGAUGCAUUCAGAAUUGCCAUCAAAGGUUAUGACUUCAAGACUAAAACACCGAUAAUGAGAAUUAGCCUGACGCCUAUUGAACCACAGAUAAUAGUGACACAUGCAAACACACCACCGAAAGUUUGGAUUGUUGGAGAUACAAAAGUAACGGUCGAAUAUGGUCACCCUUUGAAAUUGAGAUGCAGAAUAACAGCAUACCCUAAACCUACAGUUGUAUGGGAGGAUAGCGAUGGAAAGUCGCUCUCAGCUGAUUUGACUGUAAUAGAAAUUUCAAAGGAUUACGUAAGCGUUCUAACUAUUGACAGUGUGAAAAAGAAUGAAACAUACACAUGCAAAGCAAAAAAUCAUUACGGUCAAGAUGAAAUGGAUGUCGUCGUUGAAACUACAAGGGCUUUCUAUUUAGAUGUUUUGGAGACACCAGAAAGUGCAGAAAUUGAAGUGGACACAUCAGCAAAAUUCGCGUGCAAGGUGGAUGCUAGACCUACAGCAGACAUCCAAUGGUUAAAAGAUGACCAACCUCUUACAAUUGAUGAAAACAUUAAGACAUCAGCUGAUAGCUCAGAGCUAAUUAUCAACAGAAUGAAGCCUGAAAAUUCCGGACAUUAUACAUGUACUAUGUUCUUAUCAACGCGCGUGGAAGAGGGCUUUGAGAUCAUAGGUUUGCCGUACUGCCUUUCACAUGAGCGCACGUUUUCGACGCGAUUGCUUAAAGGCAAACCAAAACCUACAAUUGAUUGGUUCUUCAAAACAACCGAAGGUCCUAAAAAAAUUAUUUCAUCAGGAGAAGAUCAUUUAAUUCUUCAUAACGUCUCGAAAAAAAUAUCGGGCAAGUACUUCUGCGAAGUUCGCAACGAUGCGGGUGUUGAUUCUCAUUAUACAAAUAUUAUUGUGGAUUUUCCCCCAGACGUUAAAGGAAAUUCUGCAAAAAUCACAGCAAAAUUAGAUGAUGAAAUAACAAUCCAAUGCAGGGUGGUAGGUGAACCUUGCCCUGAAGUUACGUGGUUCGUCAAUGACAGCAUAAUUGACACUCAACCUUGCAGCAAUGAUGAAAUUCACAGUUUGGUGUAA
This is a messenger RNA of Hyposmocoma kahamanoa, 2148 nucleotides long. RefSeq names its product hemicentin-1-like. NCBI's taxonomy places the organism in Eukaryota, Metazoa, Arthropoda, Insecta, Lepidoptera, Cosmopterigidae. The record is from RefSeq and is a predicted model, not a curated record. The transcript is spliced from 15 exons. Gene Ontology annotation, cellular component: axon; plasma membrane; neuronal cell body. The coding region runs from base 1 to 2148 and encodes 715 amino acids. Gene Ontology annotation, biological process: homophilic cell-cell adhesion; synapse organization. Gene Ontology annotation, molecular function: axon guidance receptor activity.